AUGAAAAAAAUAAUUUCUAUAGGGCUUACAUCCCUGGUAUUAAUUACAAAUGUAUUUGCUGGAGCAAAAGUUUCUAGUCAAAACGUCUUCGUCGACGGAAAGGACACAGGCGUUAAGGGCUACAACAUUGCCGAUAACAACUACUUUAAGUUAAGAGACAUUGCAGCUCUUCUUGAUGAAAAGGACGCUGAGUUUAAUGUUUCUUACGACAGCGACAGAGAAGCUGUCAUCAUCACUAGCAAGUCUGACUACAAUAAAACUGAAAAUGAUCUUGCACCUUUAAAGGACAGCGACAGUGAAAUAAAAAGUUCAACUCACAAGGUUUUUGUAAAUGGAGUUAGACAUUCUUUUAGCGUUUACACAAUUGACGGCUACAAUUAUUUUCAAUUGAGACAACUUGGCAAGACAAUUGGUUUCGAUGUUAACUUCGACGAAACAAAUAACUCUGUCCUAAUUAAUUCAAAAUCAAUUCCUGGUCGCUCCCUUGUUAACAACCAAGUCAAUGUUAACAUUGUUGACUACGUAACUGACUACGAAGAAAAGAACUUAGACAUUUUAAAGGACCCUCUUCUUGACAUUUCCAAAUUUCUUGCUAAUAUAAAGAACGAAGUACUUGCAACAUCUGAAGAAGGCAAGCUAAGUGGAGAGUCAAUCUAUGUUAAGUCAGAAAAUAUUGUUGAAGUCCUACCAACUUCUGCCAAGUACCAUGGCAAGCUAGUUUACACUCCUUAUAUGAAGAUUGAACAAGGAGAUAAGUCGGAAGUAUUCCCUUAUGAAAAGGGAUUUGAAGUUGCAAAAACUUUAACAUCAAAGGGCUUCGACUCCACAAGUGAAUUUGAAAUUAGCCUUGGAACAAAAAACAAGGAUCAUUUUGUUAAGUACUCAUCUUUUAAGUAUAAAUAA
Messenger RNA from Trichomonas vaginalis G3, 903 nucleotides. RefSeq names its product N-acetylmuramoyl-l-alanine amidase family. Lineage: Eukaryota; Parabasalia; Trichomonadida; Trichomonadidae. The transcript has a single exon. Bases 1 to 903 code for a protein of 300 amino acids. The record is from RefSeq and is a predicted model, not a curated record.